Fusarium fujikuroi IMI 58289 is the source of this 423-nucleotide messenger RNA. RefSeq lists its product as uncharacterized. NCBI's taxonomy places the organism in Eukaryota, Fungi, Ascomycota, Sordariomycetes, Hypocreales, Nectriaceae. The transcript has 2 exons. The record is from RefSeq and is a predicted model, not a curated record. The coding region runs from base 1 to 423 and encodes 140 amino acids.
AUGCAUGCAUACAUGCUCGCUCCCGACACUUGGGCUCUACCAUUACACACGGAAGAAGAAUGGAAACGAGAAGCAUCAAUGCUACUGUACUCCGUACAGCCAGACUACAUGGCAGGGGGGUUUCACGAGACAGCCGACUCAACAAACUUGGAUCAUGGAUGUGAGGUGAGCCAAGCCAUGGACCGAUAUACCGGGUCCAUAAACGAUCCAGGCACAGUAGAGCAUACACGCGGCAUUGGCAGAGCUUGGGCCAGGACAGGGUUUGUUGGAAGCCCAGAUGCUUGCAGAUGGGGACACGGCGACGGCGAGAGUACUGCAGACAGACUGAGUAUGCCACCGCGGGACAUGUUCCCCGGCACCGUCAUUGGUACUAGCCCGUCGGUUUAUGGACAGAGGAGUGGGAAGGGUGGCAAAACCCGUUAA